Molecule: messenger RNA, 6576 nt
Organism: Conger conger (European conger)
Lineage: Eukaryota; Metazoa; Chordata; Actinopteri; Anguilliformes; Congridae
Gene: gli2a
Product: GLI family zinc finger 2a
Exons: 14
Coding region: 564-4898 (1444 amino acids)
Biological process (GO): smoothened signaling pathway; regulation of transcription by RNA polymerase II
Cellular component (GO): nucleus
Molecular function (GO): RNA polymerase II cis-regulatory region sequence-specific DNA binding; DNA-binding transcription factor activity, RNA polymerase II-specific
Source: RefSeq, a predicted model, not a curated record
GAGGGGGAGAGAGACACACAGAGAAAGAGAGAGGGGUACCGGACUGAAAACAGAUCAGCCUGAAGAUCUCACAACUGCACGUCCAAAUAGCAACCGACAGUAAAAAUAGUCUCUGUCCUUUUUAUCCAUGUUUUAUGGUCUGUAAACGUAUAACCCGUGAGUUUUUUUGUUUGAGGAUGAACGGUUAGAAAACUUUGUAAAUUCGGGAUGAUGGAUUGCAAAAGUUAGCGCGAGACGCAUUAGACGCUGUUGUGAACUAUAUGAAUGAUCUCCGAAAAAUCACUAAGUUGCUUCGAAGUUUUAAAAGUAUACCAUAAAUCGUAUUUUUUCUUUAUAUUUAGUUUCGAUUCAAAAGUAGAUGGAUUUUCUCAUCACGUUCCAGGGGACAUGUUUCUUGCUGCUUUUUGAUCGAGAAAACAUCCCGUAAAUAAAGAGUUUGAGUUCGCCUGAAGAAUCCAGAGUAAAGAUUCAUUGGACGGAAUUGAGAGACAUCGAAGUCAAAUUGCUGCCGUCAGGACACAUCUACUCAAAGGUCUUCUCUCCCCCAGUCAUCGCUGUUCGCCAUGGAGACGUCCACCCAGACUGCCACAGAGAAAAAGGAGUGCAAGAUGUCAGCCUCAGAAGGACCCAGCUUCUCCGACCUCCCCAAGAAGCCCUCUCCGUCCACAUUGGCACGAGCCCCGCACCACAUAUUCCCCACCUUCCACACGCCGAUCCCCAUCGACGUGCGUCACCACGAGGGGAGGUACCAUUACGAGCCGCACGCCCUGCACGCCAUGCACGGGCCUCCGGGAUUAGGCGGGAGCCCUGUCAUCUCGGACAUCUCUCUCAUCAGACUGUCCCCGCACGCCGCAGGCACCGGGGAGUCUCCCUUCAGCCCCCCGCACCCCUACGUGAGCCCGCACAUGGAGCAGUACCUCCGGUCCGUCCACAGCAGCCCCACCCUCUCCAUGAUCUCCGCUGCCCGGGGCCUGAGCCCUGCCGAGCUUACCCACGAGCACUUGAAGGAGCGCGGGCUGUUCGGCUUGCCCCCGCCCCCUCCGGGCUCCAACACGGCGGAGUACUACCACCUGAUGGCCAGCCACCGCAACCCUUACGGAGACCUGCUCAUGCAAACCGGGGCAGCCGCUACCGCCCACCUCCCUGACUACAUCAGCCCUGUGGACGUGUCCCGGUUCCCCAGCCCCAGGCUCACCCCCAGGCUGAGUCGUAAGAGAGCCCUGUCCAUCUCGCCCCUCUCCGACGCCAGCAUCGACCUGCAGACCAUGAUCCGCACCUCGCCCAACUCCCUGGUGGCCUACAUCAACAACUCCCGCGGCAGCUCGGCCGCCAGCAGCUCCUACGGACACCUCUCCGUCGGGGGCAUCAGUCCCUCCUUCACCUUCCCCCACCCCAUCAACCCCAUGGCCUACCAGCAGAUCCUGUCCCAGCAGAGGGGCCUGAGUGCGUUCGGACACACGCCCCCCCUCAUGCAGCCCUCCCCGGCCUUCUCCGCCCGCUCACACCCGCUGGGCAUCUCCGGCCUGCCCACCGCCACCCAGAACCACCACCACGCCGAGUCACACCAGAACGCCGGAGGGGACUCGGCCGUCAGCAGCACCGUCAACCCCAUGAUCACCAAGAGGUCAAAGGUGAAGACGGAGGGGGAGUGUCCGCGGCCUGCUUCCCCCUGCUCACAGGCACAUCUGAGCGGGACUCUUGAUCUGAAGGAGGACUUGGACAAAGACGAGGGCAAGCAGGAGCCUGAGGUGGUGUACGAGACCAACUGCCACUGGGAGGGCUGCAGCAAGGAGUACGACACCCAGGACCAGCUGGUGCAUCACAUCAACAACGAGCACAUCCACGGGGAGAAGAAGGAGUUUGUGUGCCGCUGGGAGGAGUGCUCCCGGGAGCAGAAGCCCUUCAAGGCGCAGUACAUGCUGGUGGUGCACAUGCGGAGGCACACCGGGGAGAAGCCGCACAAGUGCACCUUUGAAGGCUGCUCCAAGGCCUACUCCCGUCUGGAAAACCUGAAGACCCACCUGAGGUCCCACACAGGCGAGAAGCCCUACGUGUGCGAGCACGAGGGCUGCAACAAGGCCUUCUCCAACGCCUCGGACCGGGCCAAGCACCAGAACCGCACUCACUCCAACGAGAAACCGUACGUGUGCAAGAUCCCCGGCUGCACCAAGCGCUACACGGACCCCAGCUCUCUCAGGAAACACGUGAAGACCGUCCACGGCCCCGAAGCGCACGUCACCAAGAAGCAGCGCAACGACGGGCCCCCCAGGCCCCAGGGCCCCAAGGAGAAUGGGGAGAACGAGGCCAGCGCCAAGCUGGGCGGCAGGCACUCGGAGGACAGGCUGGAGGGCAACGCUGCCCUCAGAGGCGUGGAGGACUGUCUGCAGGUCAAAUCCAUAAAGACUGAGAACUCUGUGAUGUAUCAGUCCAGCCCGGGGGGGCAGUCCUCCUGCAGCAGUGAGCCGUCUCCGCUCGGCAGCGCCACCAACAACGACAGUGGAGUAGAGCUGACCAAUCACAGCGGGGGGAGCCUGGGAGACCUGACCGGGCUGGACGACGCCCCCGUGGUGGACUCCACCGUCUCCCCAGGCAGCGGGGGAAUGGCGGCGCUCGGCCUGCAGCUGCACAAGAACGUCGGCGCCCCCUACAGGCUGGAGCACCUCAAGAGGGAGAAGCUGAAAACAGUGAGGGACUCCUGCUCCUGGGCCAACCACACACCUCCGGCCCGGAACCCCAUGCUGCCCCCCAUCCCAGCCACAGGUUCCUUACUGGAGAAUUCAGGUUUCGGGCCCCCCCUCACCGCGUUCCCCUGCCCUGGCGGAGGAGAGCUGCCCUCCGCGGAGGUGACCAUGCUGAACCAGCUGAACGAGCGCAGGGACAGCGGCACCAGCCUGCUCAGCUCGGCCUACACCCUGAGCCGCCGGUCCUCGGGCAUCUCGCCCUGCUGCUCUAGCCGCCGGUCCAGCGAGGCCUCGCACUUCGGCCGGCCCAACGACGUCAGCUCGGCCGACUCGUACGACCCCAUCUCUGCCGACCUGUCGCGCCGCUCCAGCGAAGCCUCGCACUGCGGCGGGGGGUGGGGGGCGCCCCCAGGCCUCCUGAGCCUCACCCCCGCCCAGCACUACCGCCUCAAAGCCAAGUACGCCGCCGCCACGGGGGGCGCCCCGCCGACCCCCCUGCCCAACAUGGACCGCAUGACCCUGGGGGCGCAGGUGGGCACGUUCGGGGACUCCCUGCUGCGUCCGUUCAAUGGGGCCGCGGUCCCCCGCCGCUGCAGCGACCUGGGCUACGGGGCGCCCGGCCUCAUGCCCCACGAGGUCCCCGCCAACGUCCCCCGGCGGGCCAGCGACCCCGUGCGCCGGCUGACCUCCGACCUCCCGCCCCUGCCCCGGGUGCAGCGAUUCGGCAGCAUGGGCAGCGUCAACCCCGCCUUUCCGCCGGCCGGGUCCGUCCUGGAGCGGCGGGGCCUGGCUCCUCAGGGCUACCACGCCCGCUCCGACGGCAGCCUGCACUGCCAUCCCUUCGCGCCCCGCCCGCCCAGCAUCUCCGAGAACGUUGCCAUGGAGACCAUGGCGGACGACGCCGGCGUUCAGGGCGGGGAGGACGAGCUGGUGCUGCCGGAUGACGUGGUGCAGUACUUACGGUCGCAGAACCAGGACGCUAACGCUCCUCCGUACGCUAACCAGCAGCACGGUUUCCGGGGGAACACUACCCCCCAGCAGGCUCAGUUCUACGGGCAGCGGAGGAUGGCUUUGGCGGAUGUCCCUGCCGCUCCCCCGGCUUGCCAGCCGAGCCCCGCUUCCCGGCAGCGCUUCCCGAACAGGACCAGCAUGCCGGUGCAGUGGAACGAGGUGAGCUCGGGAUCUGUGGAACCUCCACAGGUCAAGCAGCCUUACCCCCGGGGAAACCUCGCCCUGGUUCAGCAGAGGCACAACUUUGGGCCCUUCCAGGGCACGACCUCCAACCAGCAGGUGGCGCACAUGAGUCAGAACCUGGCGCAAGCCGCCCAGCAGAGCCGGAACUCGGGCCUGGCGCCUCAGAGGAGCUGCGCCCAGCCCUGUCAGAACCCUGGCAGCUUAGCGGGCCAAGCCCAGAACAGCGGUGUCGCCCCUCGACCCUUCUGCACCAGCGUGGCUGACGGCUCCAUGGGUGUGCUUGCGCCAAGUGGCAGGGGGGUGGUCCAACCUCCCGAAACACAGAACUACAGGUCCAGGACCCACCCCCAGACUGGGGGAAAUCAAAACCAUGUAGUCUCUUUCGAUAAUUACUCCCAAAUGAACUCCAACCAACAAAAUCCGGCCAUACCGUCCCAGAGGUCUGUCCAAAACGGGUACCAAGGACUAAUUCAGCCGAGGCCGCCCAUGGAGCCCAAAUCCCUGAGCAGGCAGCAUUCGGGGGCCUUCCCCCAGUCCAACUUCAGCCCCAGUUACGGCACCUCGGAAGCCACCCCCAAGCGACCGAACGGCUCCGGUCACCCAGCCGGGGACGAGGACGCCAUGUUCUACACGGGGCAGAUCCACAUGUUCGAACCCAGCUUUGACCCUCAGCCGCCCCACAGCGCCCCCUGCCCCUCAGAAGAGGUCACGCCCACGGCCGUGGCCAUGGCGUCCCCGGGGGCGGGGCAGGUGUCCAGCACCUCCCAGCGUCUCGAGCACCCGCAGAUCGACUUCGACUCCAUGCUGGACGACGGGGACCACUCCAGCCUCAUGUCGGGGACCCUCAGCCCCAGCGUCCUCCAGAGCCUAUCCCAGAAUUCCUCCCGGCUCACCACCCCUCGCAACUCGGUGACCCUGCUACCGCCGGUUCCGGCCGGGAUGGGCAACAUGGCCAUCGGGGACAUGACCUCCAUGCUGACGGCUCUGGCCGAGGAGAGCAGGUUUCUCAACCUGAUGUCUUAGAGGCCACGUCAUAGCAAGCCGUUCCUACACGGCCUGAAUCACUAGCAGCUAGACUCUUCCGGGCCUUUCUACGGCAUCUGGUUCAGGUUAUCGGUCAUGCGGCCGGAUCAUCGCACACAGCUCCCGUCAUGCCACUGUUUUUCCGUUGUCCAAUCAGACGUGAUUUGUGACUCGCUGAGCAACUCCUCGUGUUCCUGCUGAUUUCGCCCACCGGUUUUGGUUUAAGAUCUGACAAACCCAACGCACUUGUGCCUGUGUUUACUUACAUGUGUCAUAUAAGAUAAAAGGGCAUGGUGUCUCAUUUGGGUUAUGAAAAUACAUCUUUUGUGAUUUAAACUGGAUUUGAUUUGCUUGUGAAUCUUAUGUCAUGGUGCAAUUGCAUGCGAUAACCCUGCACACCAUCUGUUUGUGUGUGUGUGUGUGUGUGUGUGGAACAUGCAGGAACAGCUUCAUGGAACAUAGGCUUUUUGGAGUGUGGGGUCCUAAGAUCAAAUGGCAUGCUCGGUGUCUCUCUCUCUCUCUCUCUCUCCCUCUCUCUCUCACUCGGUCUAUCUCUGUGUCUCUCUGUCUGCCUCCCUCUCUUUCCCUCUCCUUCCCUCUCCCUCUCUCUCUCUCUCUCUCUCUAAUGAGGAAGAACACAGGUCUUUUCUGCAAACAGAAUAAAAGCACUGACCUCAGCCAGGAUUAUAGGGACUCAGUUCAGGAGAAAUCGGGCAGAAGCUACACACUGAAACACGUGUAGUUUCCACUCGUUUUCCCGCGAUAUGUAUAUUACAGUGUAAAGAAAUAUUAUUAGGCAAGAGAUUGAGUAGGCAGUUUUCUUUCUGUUAAAAUAAGCCAUACUUCCAGCAAAAGGUUAGAGCAGGGUAUAAACAGGCCACUGUUCAGUGUGUGGAGUCGCCCUUUAGAGACAGUGUACUGAACCAAGUUUACUAAGUGCCUUGAGAUACUGAAUAAUAGCGUAAACAUAUGAACACUUCAAGCAGACAUGUAACAUAUAUGAACCCAGGUAAAAGAUUUAAAAAAUAUACAGAUAUUUAGAAAACUUUACAUUCUUUAUUAACUUCCUGUUUAAUAAUAUACAUGGUAUGUUCUGUCAUUUAUGUUUAUGACUUGAUUACAGUGGUUUAUUUUUGGUUUUUUUGCAAAGUUGCUUGUAUGCAACUGCCACCGGGGCGAAAGGGCACGCAGGCACACACAGUGACAGCGCACGGCAUUACAGAGCCUCGGAGAAGCCAAUGCGCUGUGUUGCAGUGAGUCGCAUCAGCUGGGCCUGUCUGUCAAAUGAUAUCUCAUGACUGAGAUGACUGAAGAGAACAGCCACAUAUCUCAGUACCAGCCUGGCAAUUCAAGCAGGAACUGCAACUGGAAGCCCUGUGCCCCGACACAGAUUAUGUUCAAAGGAAUAUGCAAGUACUCAAAAUGCACUCUGUGAAGACUGAAAGGCAAUUACACGAGUGGAUGACGAACUGAGAAUGCUUACAAAAAAGAUUCUGCCCUUCAAAAGACUGGCAACCAGAGGAACUUUUCAAUGACGGUGUAAUAACAACACUCUUUUUCCUUUGUUCGUUGGAAUUAAAGCUGUCUUUUGUACCUGCUACCAUGCACCUCUGCUGUGCUGGGUGUGUAUAUAGCUUUUGUACAUUUUAUAAAAUACAGUAUGGUUUUUUGUUACCGA